UCUGGUAGAAGCCGACGACAAUCUCCGAGCUGGCAAGAUUCCCUCUCUGUCCUUGUUGCUUUGGUUCUCUUAACUUUCCCUUCCUCUCGAGCUUGUCCCUUCAUUUUCUCUCUCUUUCUAAACCCUAGAAGGUUAAAAAAACGGUGGAGGAUUUUCUCGGGAAACGAUCACUUCACUGUUUCCAUCACCAUCUCUGCCUCAUGCGUCUCCUUGCUCUCUCCUCAACUACCUUCCAAAGUUCCUAUCUUUUCAUUUAAAAUCUCCUUAAUUUGAUUAUUCUUCCCCAAUUUCAAACCUGGCUUUCUUUUUUUUUUAAAUAGGUAAUCUUUUUUUUCUUCUUCUUUCGGUUAGGCUGAUGGGUUGUACGAGCUCGAAGCUCGACGAUCUGCCGGCGGUGGCGCUAUGCCGAGACCGGUGCGCGUUCUUGGAGUCGGCGAUCCAGCAACGCUACGCUCUCGCCGAGUCCCACAUGGCCUACACCCACUCCCUCCGGGGCAUCGGCCCCUCCCUUCACCACUUCAUCACCCACCACCACCGUCUCGCCGCUACCUCCGGGACCCUCCCGCCGCAGAGAAAGGGCGACCCGGAAGAAGACGGCGGUGGCGGUGGCGGUGACGAUUCUCCGAAGAAAGAGAAGUUACCUGUUCAUCAUCGAUUUCGCCCCUCUCACUCGGAUUCGGGUUCGGGUCAUCUCGAAUUCGAUUCGGAUUCUGAUGAGGAAGACGAAGAAGACGAUGAUUUGGGUUCACUGCAUCAUCAUAACUCCGAUCAUUCAUCUCCUCUCCAUCAUCAUCACCAGCACCAUCUCGGCGAGGGUUCUGCUCCAAUCGGGUACAUGGACCCGGGUCUUUCCCGAUACCCGAACCCGGGAAUGAUGGGUCCUCCCGCUCCUUACCCUGGCGGCGGGUUUGUGCACAUGAACUACAUGAAGAACAAAGCCACGCCUCCAUCGGUGGUGUAUGAGCAGAGACCCAUGAACCCUCAGAGAGUUUACAUGGGCGAAUCAUCAUCGUCUUCAACCUCUGGUUAUUAUCCUUACCCUUACCCUCCCAAUUCGAAUCCCUCGAAUUUCCCCUAUUUCUCUUACCCGAAUUACCCCGCCGCACCCGGACCCGGAUUCUACGGUUCUUCUUCCCCGCCGCGGUAUGGGUCUUCGCCGCCGAGUGGUGCCUCUUCUUCGAAGCCACCUCCGCCCCCGCCAUCGCCGCCGAGGCCUUCGGCUUGGGAAUUCUUGAACCCGUUCGAUACGUUUGUCUGCAUUCCUGAUUUGGAAGAGGAUUUUCAGCACGAGGUUGUGAAGGAAAUGCACGGAGAUCAGACAUUCGUGCCCCCGAAGCCCGCCGUCAACGACGCGGAGGAUUCCGGCAAAGACGGCGGCGGAACUAGCGGCGUAGGAGGUGUUGGUGAGGCCUCUCUCUAUCAGUCGAGACCGAGCGUGUCGGUGGAGAACCGGGGGAUGGAGUACGAGGUACAUGUAGUGGAGAAAAACGUUGUAGAGGAUGCUGGUCGGAAUGAGGAGAGGCGGAGCAAUGCGGCGGCGCGUGGAGGGGGAGGCGAAGGAGGGGGUGGUCCACGUGCGGUGCCUGAGGUUGCGAAAGAGAUAGAGGUUCAGUUCGUGAGAGCUGCAGAGUCCGGGAGUGAGAUUGCCAAAAUGCUCGAAGUGGGCAAGCAUCCUUACGGUCAAAAACACGGAUCCAAGAUGUUACACGGUGUCACUCCAUCGCGAUCUGUGGUAUCAUCUCAACCCUCUACCUCCACCAGAAGCUCAGAACCUUCUUCUUCUUCAGCUGGGCCGACGUAUGCAGAAAUCGAGGAAGAGAUUGCUUCUAGGUCACGAAAUCUUUCAUCGACACUGCACAAGCUCCACCUCUGGGAGAAGAAGCUUUACCAUGAAGUCAAGGCCGAGGAAAAGUUGCGUGUAGCCCACGAGAGAAAGUUGAGGAAGCUGAAGCGGCUGGACGAAAGAGGAGCCGAGGCUCAUAAAGUAGAUUCGACACGAACCUUGGUUAGGAGUUUGUCCACGAAAAUACGGAUUGCCAUUCAGGUGGUUGACAAAAUAUCAGUGACCAUUAACAUGAUAAGAGACGAGGAGCUAUGGCCACAGCUGAAUGAAUUGAUCCAAGGGCUUACCAGAAUGUGGAAAUCGAUGCUUGAAUGCCAUCAAAGCCAAUGCCGAGCUAUCAGGGAAGCAAGAGGGUUAGGCCCGAUUAAAUCCGGCAAGAAACUCGUCGAUGAUCAUCUCGAGGCUACGAGGAUGCUCGGACACGAACUGAUUAACUGGAUAUUGGGAUUCUCGAGCUGGGUCAGCGCGCAGAAGGGCUAUGUAAAAGCCUUGAAUAAUUGGCUUCUGAAGUGUCUUCUCUAUGAACCCGAGGAAACGGCCGAUGGAAUCGCUCCUUUUUCGCCCGGUCGAAUAGGGGCUCCCCCGAUUUUCGUAAUCUGUAACCAGUGGUCGCAAGCUUUGGAUAGAAUAUCCGAGAAGGAAGUUAUCGAGGCUAUGCGCAGUUUCACAACGAGCGUGCUUCAGCUCUGGGAGCAAGACAGGCUCGAUAUUCACGAGAGGAUGUCGGAAAAUGGGGAUUCGGACAAGAAAGUUAGGAACUUGGACCGAGAGGAACAGAAGAUACAGAGAGAGAUCCAAGCUUUGGAAAAGAAAAUGGUCCUCGUGGCUCCCAGCCAUGGCAGUAAUGACCUCUCAGUAUCGGGUAACGCAGUCUACCGAAGCGAAACGGGCAACGACAGUUUGCAGGGAAGUCUCCGACGGAUUUUCGAAGCUAUGGAGAACUUCACGGCCGAAUCCACGAGGGCUUACGAGGAUCUCUUGCAACGCGCCGAAGAAGAGAAUGUCUCACGAGACUGAUAAUAACAAGCACAGAAGAAGAGAUCGAACAAGGAAUAUUCACUGGUCGUAUGGACAUGAACCUAUACCGGGGUUCUCGAAGAUAUGCUCGAACAGGAUGAUCAUCUACGUCCAGUGUUUGAAGAAGGUAUUAUACGUAGAAAGAUAAACAUAUACGUAUACAGAUACCGUAUUUUUCAAGCUCCGGUUCGGAUCAAGAUACGACUCCAGAGACCGCGAACUGGGACGAGGGAGACGAGCUCGACUUUCAGGUUGCAUAUCAUCGUUCGAAAGGGCAAAUAUUUUGGCCAUCGAAAUGAGUGUGUAUAUGUAUGUAUGUAUGUAUGUAUGUAUGUACGUAUAUAUGUACUGAAAACCUCGUCCAUGUACGUAUCUGUCUUCGACAAUUUUUAUUUGCUCGGUGUACAUAAUAAAGAUUCGGAAUUGAUUUUCCUCGCA
Tarenaya hassleriana is the source of this 3298-nucleotide messenger RNA. RefSeq lists its product as uncharacterized. Lineage: Eukaryota; Viridiplantae; Streptophyta; Magnoliopsida; Brassicales; Cleomaceae. The record is from RefSeq and is a predicted model, not a curated record.